Molecule: messenger RNA, 847 nt
Organism: Ipomoea nil (Japanese morning glory)
Lineage: Eukaryota; Viridiplantae; Streptophyta; Magnoliopsida; Solanales; Convolvulaceae
Product: leucine-rich repeat extensin-like protein 3
Exons: 2
Coding region: 159-770 (203 amino acids)
Source: RefSeq, a predicted model, not a curated record
UCAUUCACUCAUUUUGUUCAACCUUUUUCCACCAUAAGUCAUACCACCACAUACACUUAAACUCAUAUACUUUAUCAUACUUCACUCUCAUACAACCUAAGCCACCACUCUCUCUCCGGCCAAUAACCAAAUCUCCGGCCACCGUCGCCACCCUCGAAAUGCCGCGCCUCGCCGUCUUCUUCUUCUUCCUGCUCGCACUCCCUGCUAUCAAUGGAUUCCGUCCAAGAAAUCUCGGAGAAAUCAUUCAGAAUAAGUGUGCCGAAUGCCUGCAUCCUCCUCCGCCUCCUCCUCUACCCGAAUGUCCACCCCUACCGCCGCCAUCUCCUCCUCCUCUACCUCCUUAUUGUCCUCCUCUACCGCCGUCCCCACCGCCGCCUCCUCUACCGUCCCCUCCACCGCCUAUUCUACCCUCACCACCACCGCCUAUUGUACUCUCACCACCACCGCCUAUUCCACUCCCACCUCCACCCCCUAUUCCACUCUCACCUCCACCGCCUAUUCUACCCUCACCACCACCGCCGCCAGUUCUGCCGGCGCCGCCGCCACCGCCCAUUUUCAUUCCACCACCUCCAAGGGGUUCCGGCGGUCAAUCCCUAUACAUAACCAGCCCGGAUGGGCAAUUGUACCCGGUCUACCACCCUCUUUCCGGCGCGGAAAACCGGUUCGCCGUGGGAAUAUUACCACUGUUGACCGGCGGUUUAUUAUUCUUGGGGUUAUUUAUGACUUAUAAGCUUUCAAUAUUGUGCAGAAAAUUGAUCACUGAUCCUUAGGUUGGUACACGUUUUAUACCCUUAAUUAUGUUGUAUUAGUGUUUAGUUUUUGUAAUAAUUCCAAUACUUUUUUUUCA